Carassius carassius (crucian carp) is the source of this 1420-nucleotide messenger RNA. Its product is annotated as cyclin-dependent kinase 5 activator 1-like. The transcript has a single exon. Gene Ontology annotation, biological process: activation of protein kinase activity; brain development; positive regulation of cyclin-dependent protein serine/threonine kinase activity. Lineage: Eukaryota; Metazoa; Chordata; Actinopteri; Cypriniformes; Cyprinidae. Gene Ontology annotation, molecular function: protein kinase binding; cyclin-dependent protein serine/threonine kinase activator activity. Bases 149 to 1108 code for a protein of 319 amino acids. Gene Ontology annotation, cellular component: protein kinase 5 complex; cytoplasm. The record is from RefSeq and is a predicted model, not a curated record.
GCUCUAAAUACACUCUUCUCAGGAACUCUUCCAUGCUCCUCAUCAGCACAGUCUUGACCUUCCAGAUUUCAAACAGUGAGGCACAAGCACUUUGGUUUUGAGCCACAUCAACGCACACAACUGGUCUCUUCAGCACCUCAGUGGACUCAUGGGUACCAUACUGUCGCUCUCUCCGGGUUCUCGAAAACCUGGUUAUUAUGAUAACCGGCCCAGUUCUCUAAGCCAUUACCCAAGCCUGAGCAGCCGCUCGCUGAACACUCAAAAGGACCGCAACCUCAAACGCGGCCACUCCAUCUUCCUCCCCGCUCUCACCUGGAAACGCCUGGUGGCCUCCACCAAAAAGCGGGGCGAGUCGAAAAAAGCCUAUUCUGGAGGUCAAGGGGCCGUCGGGGCUCCUCUCAACAACAAUAACAUCUACCAGAAGGAUGCGGUAUUGCACCUCAACCGUGAAAAUGUGAAGAAGUCUCUCUCCUGUGCCAAUCUCACUAGCUAUGAUGGUCCUGCAGGUCUGGGUCUGGGCGUAGGGCUGGGUGUGGGAUACGGCAAACCGCAGCAGAUUUCCACUGUUAAGAAGAUCGCACCUACAUGCACCUCCUCACCUAAGCGUGUGAUCGUCCAGGCCUCGACCAGCGAGCUGCUCCGCUGCCUGGGCGAGUUCCUGUGUAGCCGCUGCUAUCGGCUCAAGCAUCUUUCCCCUGCCGAUCCGGUCCUGUGGCUCCGUGCUGUGGACCGCUCACUCUUGCUCCAGGGCUGGCAGGACCAGGCCUUCGUGACGCCGGCCAACGUGCUGUUUGUGUACAUGCUGUGCCGUGAUGUGGUGGAUGGUGACGUGGUGUCUUCAGAGCAUGAUCUCCAAACAAUUCUCCUUACCUGCCUGUACCUGUCGUACUCCUACAUGGGGAAUGAGAUCUCAUACCCGCUCAAGCCCUUCCUGGUGGAGGCGGCUAAAGAGGCAUUCUGGGACCGUUGCCUAGCCAUUAUUGACAUCACCAGUGCCAAGAUGCUGCGCAUCAACGCAGACCCACACUUCUUCACGCAGGUCUUUGCCGAUCUGAAGAGCGAAGGAGGUUGCGCUUUGCAGGACUAUGCUAGAGUUCUGGAUCGGUGAAAAGAAGGAUGAGGCGAAUCUUCGCAAAUGUGACAGCUUCAACAUCUCACACCGUCAUUCCAUCAUUCUGGCCCCCCUCAUAUGCCUUGUCACCUAACAUUAUGAGCCUUGUUUUUGACCAUUCUGCAAGACACAGAAGUAACAUAUUUCUGCUGAAUACAUCAGCUUAGAUCUGUGAGAAUGUCCAGGCUGGUGUAUGUUGGUUUGGUGCUGGUCGAACUGUUGAACUACACAGUCUUUUUGGUGUUUACGAACCAAAAAUGGUUUGUCUUUAUCAGAGAUGUUCAUUCCUGCUCCUUGAGGGCCAACACA